AUGCCAGGGGUCGGAUCCGCAACUCUGGCGCGGGGCUGGGGCACGAUUUGUCGGCGGGGAUCCAGUCGGCGUUCGUCGGCUUCGUGGUUCGUGCUCUUCAUCGCCGGCUGCCGCCGCGCGCGCCGCCUCGCGCUACUUUUCGUCGACGCCGCGGGACUCGCCACCCCGGACGACCAUAACCGCCACCACGCCGCCUACGCGAUGCCGCCCGGGAGGAAUCAGCAGCAGCCCACGGCGCAGCCGCAGAGGGCGGCCCAGCCGAGGCGCUGCGCGCAGUGCGGCGUCGCCAGCAACAAGAUGUGCGGCUUGUGCAGGCGUAUGAAAUACUGUUCUCGAGAAUGCCAGUUAAAGCAUUGGCAUUCUGACCACAAAUUCAAGUGCGAGCAAAUGAGAUUAUUGGAUCCUGUUGAGAACUUACCCUGUGGAGUUGAGGCCAACGGUAAGAACAAUGAGAAGAGGAAACAGAGGAGCAAUGAUUGUUAUCCACCCAACAAGAGGUCAAAGAAUUCAUCAUCUCUGAUGUUUGACACAGAGCAAGUCCAAGUCAAUGGUACUGGUGAUGAGGAUGGUCGAAGUCCCACACCAAGCUCGGCGGCGCCCACCAGAAACAGUCCGUUGGAGAGGAAGGCUGAGAAGGAGCUGAGAAAAGGAGGACAUGGUGUUGUGUUCCAGUCCGGGGUCCAAGAGAUGAUCACUGUAAAAAAGGAGAUGGAGGUAGAGAAAAAGCAAGAGAAGGGAUCAAGGGGGAUGGAGGUCAAGGCCAUGGAGGAGCGCAAGGUGGCAAUUGAAGAAGAGAAGUUGAGAGUCCUUAGAGAGGAAAUGUGCCUAAAGAAGAUGGAGCAAGAAUAUAAGAUCAUGUUCAUGGACAUCAGUGCGCUCAGUGAAACACAAAGAAAGUAUGUGGAACUAAUGCGUGCGCGGAUUCUAGCAUCAAGGAUGGGAGCGGGUGCUAUUCGGAGUAGAAAUGGGACUGAGUGAUGCUCUACGUUUGAUCCCUGUUUCAUGUUGAAGCCAUUGUUUCAUGUUUGAAUUUGAAUUGCAGAAUUAUGGAUUUUAAAUUAUGUUGAAUUGUUUA
Triticum aestivum (bread wheat) is the source of this 1075-nucleotide messenger RNA. RefSeq lists its product as uncharacterized. The record is from RefSeq and is a predicted model, not a curated record. The transcript is spliced from 2 exons. Lineage: Eukaryota; Viridiplantae; Streptophyta; Magnoliopsida; Poales; Poaceae. The coding region runs from base 1 to 978 and encodes 325 amino acids.